UACAGAAUUAUCUCUAGUCACGUUCGCAGUAUUGUACAAAGUAUUCGAAAUACUGGCACAUAUUUAUCAAUUUGAAUUCACUGAUUAGAUAUAAAGCAUUUAUUGAUACCAUAAUUUUGUGGAUAUUGAUAUGUCAGAUUUAGAUAUGUAACUAUUUAUUGAGCAUAAUUAAAUAUAAUUCAUACAAUAGUUUGACAAAAUGCCUAUUAUUUUGCCUGACUCUGACAGCGAAGAUGAAUUACCACCAGCAUGGGAGGAAAGAGCCACUGCUGAUGGCAGCGUUUUUUAUGUGAACCAUAUCACUAAAGGAACCCAGUGGACUCACCCUAGAACAGGCAAAAAGAAAGUAGUCUCAGGUGAAUUGCCCUUUGGUUGGAUAAAACAAGUUGAUUCCGAAGGAAAAGUUUCAUAUUUUGAUAAAGAAAAUAAUCGCACAACAUAUACUGAUCCAAGGUUAGCAUUUGCAGUAGAAGAAAAAACACACCCUCAUGAUAUCAGACAAAGAUUUGAUGCCUCAACAACUGCUUUACAAGUAUUACAUGGUCGAGAUCUGUCAAAUAAAAUUGCAAUUAUAACAGGAGCCAAUUGUGGAAUUGGCUAUGAAACUGCCUUAACUCAAGCAAAACAUGGUUGUAAUGUGAUUAUGGCUUGCCGAAAUCUAAAUUCAGGAUUAGAGGCUAUUGAAAAGAUUAGGAAAGAAAAACCUGAUGCUGCGAAUAGGUGUCGUGUAAUGGAACUUGAUCUAUCAAGCUUGGAAAAUGUGAAAGCAUUUGCUUUACAAUGUUUGGAUGAGUUAAAAAAAGUUGACAUGCUUAUAUUGAAUGCUGGUGUUUUUGGCUUACCUUAUUCAACUACAGUAGAUGGUUUUGAAACAACAUUCCAAGUUUCCCACUUGUCACACAUGUAUUUAACACUUUUAUGGGCACCACUAUUAAAAAAAGGCAGUCGAGUAGUGUCUUUGUCAUCCGAAUCACAUAGAUUUGCAAAUUUUCCCAAAGAUAAUCUUACUCCAGAUUUAUUGUCAGUGCCCAUGCAAAAGUAUUGGUCAAUGAUGGCUUAUAAUAAUGCAAAACUGUGCAAUGUUUUAUUUGUGAGAGAGCUAUCAAAAAGAUGGUGGGCAAAUCAUGGUAUAUCAGUGUUUUCAGUUCAUCCAGGAAAUAUGGUAUCAACAAAUAUACAGAGAAAUUGGUGGCUAAUGAGAAUUCUAUUUGCUCUUGUUCGCCCCUUCACAAAAUCUUUGCAACAAGCAGCAAGCACGACAGUAUAUGCAGCAACCGCAUUAGAGCUUGAAGGUGUUUCAGGAAUUUAUCUUAACAAUUGCUAUUAUUGUGAAACUUCAAAAUUAGGCCAAAGUGAUACUCUAGCCAAAGAACUAUGGGACCUCAGCAUCAAAAUGAUAAGAGAAAAAAUGGGUGAUCAAGAAUUGCCUGAUUAUUGAAAUAUUCAAAUAACAAUAAUAUAUAAUAAUACUAUGGUAAUAAAUAAUUUGCAAGAUAUAUUUCAAGUAUUUGAUCUAAAAAUCAGAAACUUUUCCUUUUCUUUCCCAAUCCCCAUAACGUGUAGGCUCUGGGC
This is a messenger RNA of Ctenocephalides felis (cat flea), 1572 nucleotides long. Its product is annotated as WW domain-containing oxidoreductase-like. The transcript is spliced from 6 exons. Bases 200 to 1438 code for a protein of 412 amino acids. NCBI's taxonomy places the organism in Eukaryota, Metazoa, Arthropoda, Insecta, Siphonaptera, Pulicidae. Gene Ontology annotation, molecular function: protein binding. The record is from RefSeq and is a predicted model, not a curated record.